This is a messenger RNA of Hypomesus transpacificus, 2135 nucleotides long. RefSeq names its product solute carrier family 3 member 2b (gene slc3a2b). Gene Ontology annotation, biological process: amino acid transport; carbohydrate metabolic process. The record is from RefSeq and is a predicted model, not a curated record. NCBI's taxonomy places the organism in Eukaryota, Metazoa, Chordata, Actinopteri, Osmeriformes, Osmeridae. The transcript is spliced from 9 exons. The coding region runs from base 143 to 1699 and encodes 518 amino acids.
GCUUGCUAUAUAACCACUACCAUCACUGAUGCUUCGAAAUAAACAUUUUCUGAGCUAUAGUAGCAGGGAGAACCAUCAAUCUAAUUAAGAUCCAGUCAACUUCUUCAGAAAUAUUAAGUGAGACUUAAGUGGGACCGCCACAAUGAGCAAAGACACCGAGGUAGACCUGAAAGAUGUGGAGCUCAACGAGAUGGAUCAGGAGAAGCAGCCGAUGACUGCCAACGAGACGGGAAAUGGAGAAGCCGUCUCCCCCACAGGGACGGAGAAAAAUGGCAGCGUGAAAGUGAAAAUCCCAGAUGAAAAGGAGAGUAAAUUUACUGGCCUGUCCAAAGAGGAGCUUCUCAGGGUAGCUGGCACCCCAGGUUGGGUCAGGACCCGCUGGGCCCUCCUGAUCCUCUUCUGGCUGGGCUGGCUGGGGAUGCUUGCCGGAGCGGUGGCCAUCAUCGUGCAGGCACCUCGCUGCAAAGACCUCCCUGAGAUGAACUGGUGGAACUACGGACCUCUGUACCAAAUUGGGGACGUGAAGGCUUUCUCAGACUCUCAAAAUCUCAAAGGUGUGGAGGAGAAGAUCGACAGUCUGGGCCAGCUGAAGGUGAAGGCCCUGGUGGUGGGACCCAUCCACGUUGCCCCAGCCGACGACCCCAAGAAACUGGAUUUCAAGGAGGUAUCAUCAGAAGCUGGAUCCCUGGAGCAGUUCAAGGGUCUCAUACAGGCAGCGCACAAGAAGAGCAUUAAUGUGAUCCUGGAUCUGACUCCAAACUACCAGGGCAGUGAGCCGUGGUUCUCUAACGUCAGUGUCACAGAGGUUGCCGAGAAACUCAAGGCUGAUCUGAUGUUCUGGCGGAGCCAGGGCGUAGACGGGGUCCAGCUGUCUGGGGUGGAACGUGUGGCUUCCGUGGUUCCUUCUCUCUGGGCUGACAUCCGAGCUAUUGUCCAGAACAACGGAACGGAUGUGGAGAAGAAGAGGAUUCUGAUUGGAGUUACGGACAAAUCCUCUCCCAUGGAGGUCAGCGUCCUCCAGAACUCCACUGGGGUGGAUCUGCUCAUGUCUGGAGUCCUACGGUCUGCUAGGAUGACAGGGAUGGACUGGGCCCAGGUGGUUCAGUAUCUGUAUGACACCUCAAAGCAGACCCAGCUGGCCUGGGGAAUCGGGGACAGGACCCAGGGCCACUUGGCCUCUCUGGUGGGGUCCACCAAGGUCAACCUCCAUCAGCUGCUCAUGUUCACCCUGCCUGGGACCCCUGUCUUCAACUAUGGAGAUGAGAUAGGCCUGGAGGACGAGGCGACUUCCAAGGUUCCUAAGAUGCUGUGGGACCCUCAGGAGGAACCUGAAGAGCUGAACGGCACUCUCAAGGAGGAGAGGGCCCAGAGGCUGUCGAACCGCAACUUCUUCAAGACCCUGAGUGACCUGCGUGGGAAGGAGCGAUCCCUUCAGCACGGUGACUACAUCCCCCUCUUCAACUCCACCUCCACCCUGGCCUACCUCCGUGUGUGGGACCAGAGCGUACGAUACGUGGCAGCCGUCAACUGGGGGGGAGAGGCCGUGACCCUUGACCUGACCCACCCUGAGCUGCCAAAAGAGGCCAUGGUCCGGGUGAGCACUGACUCUGCUCUGGUCCCAGACAGCUCAGUUGACCUCUCUGCACUGGUGGUUGGCCCAGGGCAGGCUGUCCUGCUCCACUUCCCCUAUCUGGGUUAGAAGGCUAGAAGAGGUGUCAUUUGUGUCUAAUGGUGUUUUAGUUUUCUGUUUUUAGGGCAUUCUGUUACAUUUUAAAUGUCAAGUGAUGCACUGUAUUGAUCGUACACUGGCGCUGGUUUUUUUGUUUUUUCAGCACGUGCAUUUUUAGUUACUUGAACACAGAUGUGAAAUGUGCUGUUACUGAAAUUACAUUCCAUGUUAGCUGGGGAGGGAAGCUUUUUAAAAGUUUUGACUUUUUAUAUUCUUUAGAAGAUGUUUUAAAGCUGUUACAGUGUCUUGUGGUAAAACUCUCCUUUCUGAUGUUACAAAAAAAAGACUGCUCCUUGUGACUAAAAUAUGUACAUCAGACAACAAUAGCCACAAAAAAAGGCUACUGUUAUUCCCUCUAGAAGCAUGACAAAAAAAUAAGGGGAAUUAAAACUAAAUUCACUUUAAA